GGUAAGGAAGUCCAGUAAAUUCACAAUGUGAGUGUCCAGCAGGAAAGGGUCCGCAUGCAACCUGCAAACAUAUUGCAGCAGUACUUCUAAUGCUAGAAGAAUUUUCCCAGUCAGGCCAACUAGCUGUAUCGAAAUCUUGCACAGAAGGACUCCAAACAUUCAACCAACCAUGGGCAUAUUAUACUGGUAAACCAUUAAAACUGGAGGACAUUCCAUUGAAAAGGAAACUUGGAGAUGAUCUUCUUUCUGAUCCUAGACCAGAAAAGUACAGGAGAAUGAAAGACUAUACUGAUUAUGUAAGAAACACAAUGGUGAACUAUUGUGCCAUCUCAUCUAAAGACAUUGCCAUGAGAUAUAUUUUCCCUAGAGCAAACUUACUGGCUGCACAACAUGAUCAUCAUUAUUUGAAAUUGCCAUUUGCUGAACAUUGGGUUGAUGAAGCUUUAAAGGUUACAGAAAAGGAAGCAAAAACCAUUGAAAAGACCACAAGAGGCCAAUCAAAUAACAAAGAAUGGUUCAAGGCCCGUCAGUGGAGGGUAACAGCAUCCAGAUUUGGUGAAGUCACAAAAAUAACAGCUAGAAGGAACAUAAAAAAACUUUGUGACUCACUUCACAAUCCAAAACCUAUAAACAAGCCUCAAAUAUUCCAUGGGAAAAUGUAUGAAAGCAAGGCUUUAACUCAAUUCAAACAAAAUUAUAAAAUAAAUGUAGUUAAUUGUGGGUUAAUUGUCUCACAACAUUACCCAUUUUUGGGAGCAUCUCCAGAUGGACUUGUGGGAGCAGACAGUCUUAUUGAAGUUAAAUGUCCUUACAGUGGCAGAAAUGAAAAAAUUCUCCCAGGGUCAAAAUUUAAAUUCUUAAUGUAUGAAACAGAUGGCACAAUGGUCUUGAGAAAAAGUAGUCCUUAUUAUGACCAAAUUCAAGGUCAACUCUUUUUGUGUAAAAGGAAGUAUUGCUUUUUUGUUGUUUACACCUUUGUUGAUUUGUUUGUGCAAAAAAUUUAAAUAAAUCAUGACUAUUGUGUUGGAUGCUUAAUACCGAAAUUACAGUUGUUCUACACCAGACAUUUCAGAACCUACAUCGCCACUUUGUUGUGAGUUAGUCACAUUUUCUUAAAUUCAUAAAAGCGGAAUUUUAUAAAUUGAAAUAAUGUACUUCUUGACAUUUUUAUUAAUUAAACAACAAAUUGUAUUGAAAUAAAAACAUUCAUCAAAGUCUGAUUUUUCAACAUUUUAAAUAUCGGAAGGAAAAGUUUUAUUAUUUGGUUGUAAUAUGUAAUUUAGGAAAUUUAAAUUGUAGAUCAUAAACUGGUAAAAAACACAUUUUGUAAAUACUGUAUAUAUACAGAAGUUAAUUUAUUGCUUACAAAAGAAGAAAUAUAAUAUAUAUAUAUGUAAAAGUUACUAUUGUGAAUGCUUCUUACUUAAGGUGGGACUCAACACUUUGACUAAAAUUUAUUUGGCUCGUUUAAUUUUCAUAAAAUUUUGACAAAAUAUUUACUCUACCCUUUGACAAAAAUAUAAAAUAUUCAAUAAAUUUGAACCAACCAAUUUAUCAGAAAAAUUACACUGCUUAUAUAUCAGUUUGAUAAACACUAAUUUUGAUCAUUAAGAAGCUUAAUAUUCCUUUAACAACUCAACACAAUUAUAACGUUUAGCUGAUUUUACAGAGUUAUCUCCCUGUAGUGUAAGGUACCACCUUAAAUGUAAAAGAAAAUUGUAUUUUAAUGUAUUAUGUAGGGAAAAGACUUAUUGUACAUGUUGUAUCAGUAAUGUGAUUUCCUUAUGCUAAUUUAUCCACAAUGGCAUUCUUGAAAUUCAAUAAAGCAAAGCAUACAAAUACAAUUCUGUUACUUAGAGGAAAUUUACUACUUGAUAGUUCAGAUUUUAAAAUUUUAAAUCUCUUGCUUAAUCCAAUGACUCGCUCAAUGUGGAUACGCUUAGAUGCCACUCUACGGUCUUUUAUAAUUUCCUCUGGUUCUAAUUGGGACUUCCCUUUCAGCAUGGUUGGUGUAUUCACAAAUACAUUUUGGUUUGCAAAAAGAUCUUGCACCAUGAUACCCCUAUCUGCCAUAAUGCUGUCACCAGAAUCAAAGAUUUCAUUUUCAAG
Molecule: messenger RNA, 2109 nt
Organism: Mytilus trossulus (common blue mussel)
Lineage: Eukaryota; Metazoa; Mollusca; Bivalvia; Mytilida; Mytilidae
Exons: 4
Coding region: 90-1004 (304 amino acids)
Source: RefSeq, a predicted model, not a curated record